Caenorhabditis elegans is the source of this 1342-nucleotide messenger RNA. RefSeq names its product C2H2-type domain-containing protein (gene T23F11.4). The transcript is spliced from 5 exons. The record is from RefSeq and is marked reviewed. NCBI's taxonomy places the organism in Eukaryota, Metazoa, Nematoda, Chromadorea, Rhabditida, Rhabditidae. The coding region runs from base 14 to 964 and encodes 316 amino acids.
UUUCAGACUUAAAAUGUACGUAGUUAUCAAUAUUGAUCCGGGUAGUACGCUAAACGAGCUAAUGGCAUUCAUGACUCAAAAAACAAUAACUUUUUCUGUAACGGAUCAGUUGUCAAGGCUCUGUGAUCGAACUGCAAACGGUGAUCGACGAGAAGUUUGUACUCAAACAGAUGAUAAUUGCUUUGAUCCACCACCGAACAAAAAAUCAAAAGGAUAUAAUGGAGAAGACUACGGAUCCCCAUGCUCUUCGGCAACACCUUCUGAACCUGUUGAUCUAGGAAUCCUUACAAAGACCAAUGGAAAUAGCAAUGGAAAUCACAAUUGGGAUACUGAAUCGAAAGUUUUGAGGGGACUUAUCAGAAGCGAAAAUGGGAGAUCAAAAAGUUCGAUUAAGGAAGAGCCCGAAGAAGCUUCUGUCGAGGAUGAUAUCAGUACGGAGUACAUGCAAAAUCAAUUGAUGCAGGCGUUGUUCCCAAAGAAUCAGAAUGGCAGUGGCUUGGCCAAUUUCGCGUCGUUAGAAGACAACGAGAGCAUCGAAGGUGAAUCUGGUGGUUUGUCGGAUCUUGGUGGGUUCAAUAUGGAUUCCUCCUCACCAGCUUCAGCUAUUCGUUAUAAGCCUGCGUAUGCGUCAACGAAGCGAGGUGUCUGCCGUGUGUGUAAUCGAGAAGUUUCUCUGAUUACAACUCAUCGACGACGACACGCAAUCACUCAUUUGGGAUUCAAAACAUUGAAAUGCGCGCUGUGCUACAAGUUCUUCAGUCGACAGGAUUUAGCAACGGGACAUUUUAAGAAGGAUCAUCCAACAUCAGAGUUUAUGCCAUUUGUUGAUACAAUGUCGCCAGAAGAUGAACGUCAGCUUGUUGUUAUGAUGGAACUGUGUUUCCCGGAAGAAACCGGACCUCGAAAACGUAAAGAUACGGAUCCAAAAAAGCAAAAAGUUGGAGAAGUUGAAGACUCAUUUUAAUAACAUUUACUCUGAUUUUCCAUUAGAUAUUCUGAUUAGCUUUUAGAGUACAAUUCAGGUUUCACUGAAAAUGUAAUUAUUUCUAUAAUACUCUCAUUCAUUCCAUCUUUAAAAAAAACCAAUUGUGAUAUUCAGUAUAGAAACCAUCGAAUCAUAUCGUUUGAACCAUUUUUCUUCCGUCUGUGUUGUUAAUUAACUUAUUAAAGUUUUAUUAGAAUGAUACAUAGUUUUAAAAAUCAUAUUUCCCAUUGUGAUUGUUCUCUGAUGAAAGACAUAUUGUCAUAAUAAUUACUUUUUUAUUUCUUUCCACUUUGUUUGGGUUUUUUUUGGUGUUUUUCUUUUGAUUAAAAAUAAAAUAUUUGGAAGUUGAAUCAAUUU